Numida meleagris (helmeted guineafowl) is the source of this 1739-nucleotide messenger RNA. It is a transcript of the gene BUD23, whose product is annotated as BUD23, rRNA methyltransferase and ribosome maturation factor. The record is from RefSeq and is a predicted model, not a curated record. Gene Ontology annotation, biological process: rRNA (guanine-N7)-methylation. The transcript is spliced from 13 exons. The coding region runs from base 68 to 916 and encodes 282 amino acids. Lineage: Eukaryota; Metazoa; Chordata; Aves; Galliformes; Numididae. Gene Ontology annotation, molecular function: rRNA (guanine) methyltransferase activity. Gene Ontology annotation, cellular component: nucleolus.
UCACUCGGGCGCGACGCGGAGUCACUCGGGCAAUGCGCGGCGCAUCGCUGUGACGUCAUCGCGCAGCAUGGCGGGCAGCGGGCGGCGGCCGGAGCACCGCGGGCCCCCUGAGCUGUUCUACGAUGAGACGGAGGCGCGGAAGUACACGCAGAACUCCCGCGUGGCCGAGAUCCAGGCGCAGAUGGCGGCGCGGGCCGUGGAGCUGCUGGCGCUGCCCGAGGGGCGGCCGUGCCUCCUCCUGGAUGUGGGCUGCGGCUCCGGGCUGAGCGGGGAGCACAUCUCCGAGGAGGGGCACUGCUGGAUCGGGGUGGACAUCAGCCGCGCCAUGCUGGAUGUGGCCGUGGAGAGGGAGGUGGAAGGAGAUCUGCUCCUCGCAGAUAUGGGUGAUGGCAUUCCCUUCAGGCCUGGCACGUUUGAUGGCUGCAUCAGUAUUUCUGCAGUGCAGUGGCUUUGUAAUGCUGACAAGAAGUCACAUAGUCCUCCAAAACGCCUUUAUCGGUUCUUUUCAACUCUUUAUACUGCCUUGGCCCGAGGAUCCCGAGCCGUACUGCAGUUGUACCCUGAGAACUCAGAACAGCUGGAGCUCAUCACGGCCCAAGCCAUGAGAGCUGGCUUUACUGGUGGAAUGGUCAUAGAUUACCCCAACAGUGCCAAAGCUAAGAAGUUCUUCCUCUGUCUCUUUGUUGGGGCAUCUGGCACGUUACCAAAGGGCCUCGGUACUGAGUGCACUGAUGGAGAAGAGAUACACCAGGCAAAAUUCACCAAUGAGAGGACACGGUUCAGAAACGCCAAGGGCAAGUCUGUGAAGAAAAGCCGGGACUGGAUUCUUGAGAAGAAAGAACGCAGACGACGACAGGGCAAGGAAGUGCGGGCAGACACAAAAUACACAGGUCGGAAGCGCCGCCCUCAGUUCUGAAUUGCUGUGGACAUUGCUGACAUGGAAGAAUGUGUGUUGGCCUCACUGGCAGAGCGGCAGCGUUCUGGCCACUUGGUGUCUGUCGUGCCGUUGCGUACCUUCCCAGCCAUCCGGAGCUCCAGGCAAGCCCAGAACAUUAUAGGCAGACACUUUUCUGAACAGUCAUCAAUUUAAAACGUUGUGGGUCUCCUGUGUCUUGUCAGUGCAGGGGAGCACUGAGGUGGGAAACAGAGUAGCUGGUUCCCUGCCAGCUUCCCCUCUGCGUGCAAGGAAGUAGCCAGGCAGUAUAGAAGUGUGUCUGAUGCGUACAAAUCUUACUCUGGGCAGGUGGGCACAAGUGUUAUCUGAGCUCUCCUGUGGUGAUUCCUCUUGCAUGUUCUUCACAUCAGGUCCCCCCAGUCCGUGUUAAUGCUCUGAGGGUGCUGGAGCGUUCCUUCCCCCCCCUCCCCCCCCCCCCCGCCCUUGCUCCCUGUCACCUCUACCCUUCCCCUUGAACAGAGGUGCCAGCCAGAGCUAUACAGUUACAAAUGUUUAUUCUACAUAAAAAUUCCACAAAAUGGGAAGCUGUUUUGCACCCAAAGCUUUUGGGAGAAGAAAGGCAGGCUAGCAGAGUGGGAAAGGGUGGAAAGGGUGAAGGAGAUAAGAGGCAACAAUACAGUGUCAUCCAGCCCAGUGAGACAGAGCAAGCCAGGGUCAAGAUCCACAUAGAAAACAAGGACACUUAGCUCACAGUACAGCAACAGUACAACUCCACAGGGGGCUCAGAAAGCCUUCAAGUACGUUACUUACUAAAAAAAAAAAAAUUAAAAAAACCCCAAAACAA